AUGCAAAGAGGUAACAACAACUAUAGCAAUCGCGUCGCGGUGCAUCAGGCAUGUGCAUCAUGCAAGCAUCAAAGGAAGAGGUGCGCGGAGGAUUGUGUAUUGGCACCAUAUUUUCCGGCAGAGAGAGCACAAGAAUUUCAGGCUGUUCAUAAGGUUUUUGGAGUUAGCAACGUAGUUAAAUUAGUGAAAGGUGUGAAGGAAGAUAGGCGAGAAGAGACGGUGGAUUCGUUGGUUUGGGAGGCUGCUUGUAGGCAAAACGAUCCGGUUUUAGGUUCUUAUGGGAAGUAUAAGGAAAUUAAGGAAGAGUUUGAGUUGUUUAAAAUGCAACAUCCAUUGACAAACCAAAAUCUAAACCAAAACCUUGGGACUGCAAUGUAUAAAAAACAGUCUCCAGUGACCAUUGCAUGGAAUGGUACUAAUGGGAUAAAUGGGAUGAAUAAUAGGGGAAACGGCAUUGGAGUAGGGUUAGCUAAUAAUAACAUGGUAAAUUAUGGUCUUGAUAAUUCGAAUUUGAUUGUUGAUUCAAUCCCACAUAAUUAUCGUUGGCAAUAUGUGCAAAGUUCAGAUAAAUCAAAUCAAGAAAGAGAUGAUAGCUCCCUUCUUCUUCCAAUGCCGUCCCCGCUGCCGUAUCAGCAACAAUACUACCUUCCAGGCCAAUUUGGUCCAGUGAAUGGCAAACCAAUGGAUAACACACUCUUCAUGGGAGAAGAAGAUGAACCCUUGAGCCGAAUAUGA
Molecule: messenger RNA, 735 nt
Organism: Dovyalis caffra
Lineage: Eukaryota; Viridiplantae; Streptophyta; Magnoliopsida; Malpighiales; Salicaceae
Source: the annotation of a GenBank genome assembly